UUUGCAGCAACCAAGAAACAAAACCAAGGACUUAUAAUAGGUACUAGCGUAGCCGGUGGCUUGUGUGCGGCCAUAGUCUGCUCCUUCUGUUUUAUCCUGUAUGCAAGGAAAAAGAAAAAGAGACGCUCUAGCUCCACUAUCGAUAGAAUUGUUUCUUUUCAGCCGUUCUCCAAAUCAGACCCUGAGCUUGGUUGCUCUCUACAUGCUCCCAUCUUCAAAUAUGAUGAUCUUUAUGAAGCCACAAAUGGCUUUGAUUCCUCCAAAGAACUUGGUGAUGGCGGCUUUGGCACAGUAUAUAAAGGCAAGCUGCGAGAUGGUCGAGUAGUUGCAGUGAAGCGCCUCUACGAGAACAACUAUAAGCGCGUCGAGCAGUUUCUUAAUGAAGUCAAUAUCCUGUCACUCCUGCGCCACCAGAAUCUCGUCAGCCUCUAUGGCUGCACCUCUAGACAUAGCCGUGAGCUCCUCCUCGUGUAUGAAUUCGUGCCGAACGGAACAGUUGCCGACCACCUCCACGGCGCACGCGCCUCUGAAGCAUUCAUGCCAUGGCAUGUAAGACUGAGCAUCGCAAUUGAAACCGCCGAUGCCCUCAAUUAUCUCCACUCUGUUGAACCACAGAUCAUUCACCGCGACAUCAAGACCAACAAUCUCCUCCUUGACAACAACUUUCAUGUCAAAGUUGCUGACUUUGGCCUCUCAAGGCUCUUCCCACUCGACGCCACACAUGUUUCUACAGCUCCCCAAGGCACACCAGGGUAUGUUGAUCCCGAGUACCAUCAGUGCUAUCAGCUCACAGACAAGAGCGAUGUGUACAGCUUUGGAGUAGUACUAAUGGAGUUCAUAUCAUCAAAGCCUGCUGUUGAUAUCAGCCGGGAGAGGAAUGAAAUCAACUUGGCAAGAAUGGCAAUCAACAAGAUCCAAAGGCAGGAGUUGCAUGAAUUUGUGGAUAAAAAGCUGGGUUAUGAGUCGGAUUGCCACAUAAAUAGGAUGAUCAACCAGGUGGCGGAACUGGCAUUCCAGUGCUUGCAGACUGAUAGGGAGAUGAGGCCUAGCAUUAAGGAUGUCCUUGAGGUUUUAAUAGGAAUAGAGAACGGUGGCCGUAAGAAUGAAAGUUUUGAAGAUGUAAAUGCAACGUUGAAGGAGGAAGCUCAGUUGUUGAAGAGCUCCCCACCUUACUCGCCAAAUUCUGUAACAACAGGAUGGGUGAGCAAUGGGACAACACCGAACACCAGCGGGUGAGAGUAACAUCUGUUUCAUUGAAUUCCUCAAAAACAAAAAAUAAAAAAUAAAAAAAAAUAUACUUUGGUAGUUUUAGAAAGUAGAGGGAUAUGUACAUAAUAUCGAGUCUUUAUGUAACCUGAAAAACUCUUAUAGAGGGAUUAUUUAGAUGUAUGGGCUUUACAAUAGUAAUCAUUUCUUAA
This is a messenger RNA of Dendrobium catenatum, 1418 nucleotides long. RefSeq names its product LEAF RUST 10 DISEASE-RESISTANCE LOCUS RECEPTOR-LIKE PROTEIN KINASE-like 1.1. Gene Ontology annotation, molecular function: ATP binding; protein kinase activity. The annotation marks the transcript as partial. The transcript is spliced from 3 exons. Lineage: Eukaryota; Viridiplantae; Streptophyta; Magnoliopsida; Asparagales; Orchidaceae. Gene Ontology annotation, biological process: protein phosphorylation. The record is from RefSeq and is a predicted model, not a curated record.